ACGCGGAUGCAGAGUUUGCAGCCGGAGCCUGCCGCCCGCUACCGGAACGUGCUGGAGGCCCUGUGGCGGAUCGUCCAGACAGAGGGAUUCUGGAGGCCAAUGCGGGGCAUGAACAUCACAGCCACUGGGGCCGGCCCUGCCCACGCCUUGUAUUUCGCCUGCUAUGAAAAGUUAAAAAAGACAUUGAGUGAUGUUAUCCAUGCUGGGGGCAAUAGCCAUGUGGCCAAUGGUGCAGCGGGGUGUGUAGCAACAUUGCUCCACGAUGCAGCUAUGAACCCUGUGGAAGUGAUCAAGCAGAGGAUGCAGAUGUACAACUCACCGUACCAGCGGGUGACGGACUGUGUGCGGGCCGUAUGGCGCAACGAAGGGGCCGGGGCCUUCUACCGCAGCUACACCACCCAGCUCACCAUGAACAUCCCCUUCCAAGCCAUCCACUUCAUGACUUACGAGUUUCUGCAAGAGCAGCUCAACCCCCAAAGACAGUAUAACCCUGGCUCCCAUGUGGUCUCAGGGGCCUGCGCGGGUGCUGUGGCCGCUGCCGCUACCACACCAUUGGACGUUUGCAAAACGCUGCUCAACACCCAGGAGUCCCUGGCCUUGAACUCCAACAUCAGUGGACAUAUCACAGGCAUGGCCAAUGCCUUCAGGACGGUGUACCGAGUGGGCGGUGUGACCGCCUACUUCCGUGGGGUCCAGGCCCGGGUCAUUUACCAGAUGCCCUCCACAGCCAUUGCUUGGUCCGUGUACGAGUUUUUCAAAUACAUCCUCACCAAGCGUCAGGAGGAGCGCCGGGCUGGGAAGUGAGUCAGAGCUUGGCCCUGCUCUGGGCCCACAUAAUCUCCCCUCCCUGCCUCUGCCUCUCGGUGUCUCCCUUUGGUUUGGUUUGUGCUGGAGAUGGGGAGGCAGGAAAGCCUUUGGGUUCUCGCAAGGUCAUCUCUUGCCUGGGGCU
Messenger RNA from Trachemys scripta elegans, 949 nucleotides. RefSeq names its product solute carrier family 25 member 28 (gene SLC25A28). Gene Ontology annotation, biological process: iron import into the mitochondrion. Gene Ontology annotation, molecular function: ferrous iron transmembrane transporter activity. Lineage: Eukaryota; Metazoa; Chordata; Testudines; Emydidae. Gene Ontology annotation, cellular component: mitochondrial membrane. The record is from RefSeq and is a predicted model, not a curated record.